Molecule: messenger RNA, 2862 nt
Organism: Drosophila ananassae
Lineage: Eukaryota; Metazoa; Arthropoda; Insecta; Diptera; Drosophilidae
Gene: lobo
Product: coiled-coil domain-containing protein lobo
Exons: 9
Coding region: 125-2812 (895 amino acids)
Biological process (GO): flagellated sperm motility
Cellular component (GO): motile cilium
Source: RefSeq, a predicted model, not a curated record
UAUUUUUGUUUCUGACACAUCUGAUCGAAUUGGAAAAUAUAUAUUUUUUGCAUAUCUACCGUUGUUAUAGAAACACAACCUCUUGUUUAUUUUGUGUGGAAACCAAGCAAAAACAACCGCCAAAAUGCCGAAGGUAUUAUUCCAGAAGUACAAGAAGGUGGAGACCACCAUAGACCCGGACCGCUACAAAGCCAAGUUCAAGGAGAUUGAAAAAGAGCGGCAGUCCCAGGCGGAAUCGGAUUUCUUUGAGGAGGAGGAAGCAUAUUACGAGGAGGAAAUGGGGGAGGUUGAGGACAGCGAGAUCAGCCUGUCCGAGGGAGAGCCUGCCUUGAAUAUUGGAAAGAUUGAUCUGUCGUUUCCGGAGACAGUCGAGGAGUUCCAGGACAGUCCCCAGUGCUAUCCAGUCUCGUACUAUACGCUGUCGCCGAAGGAGCGACUGCUCCUGCUCUAUGCCGAGAACUUCCGCAAGCAGUGGGUUCUCACCUAUCCAAAACGCCGGGCCAUGGUCCUGGCGUUGCCCAACGAGUGCAGAGUACAGAAGUUCGUGUGCACCACCAUCCGGCCCACGGCGUUUAUUUACCCCGAACUCAUAUCCAGCAUCGAGCAAAUUGCCAAGUUUGUUGCAGAUUUCAUUCAGUACGAGCCACUGGAAGAUCAAAUAAAUUUGCCAACUCGCCUCAUUUCGCCCGACACUUUGUUGCGAAGACGGAGGGGGAACUCCUACGAAAUGGCCACCCUUUUGGUCAGCAUGCUAACGGGGGCAGGACACCCCGCCAUGGUGGUGUCAGGGGUGGCCCGGGAGGAGAUCGUUGUCAACGACCAGCUGGCCAUUCCGUAUCCCUAUCCGAUAGUCGAGGUCGAGGCCGAAGAGGUACCGCCGCCCGUCGAAAAGCAGGGUCAGAAGUAUAAGCUGCGCGGAUUACCCGAUCUAACGAGUCAUCUCGAGGAGGAUAUGGCCGAGGUGCACAGGCUGAAGGAUGCCGAAGAGAAGCGGGUGCAGGACGAAAUUAUCAGGAAGCAAAUGGAGGAUCUUGAGCUGCUGGCCGUGGAUCGCCACCAUUACCGGCGCAGUCAUGCUUGGGUGGUGAUCAUCAACAAUGCACCUUGGAGUGUGAAGCCCAAGACCACCUACACCGACGUAAAUGGCGAUGUGGUGGAAGCUCCUCCCACCGCCUUGUUCAUAGAGCCUUCCACGGGCUUUAUAUGCGAGACUGGUUGUAAGCAGUACAUCCUGAUAGAUAGCGUAUGGAAUCAGUACAACUACUAUGUCAACAAGCAGAAGCACCAGAGGGUCGGGGAACUGCGAUGGGAUCUGAGGGAAACCAAUGAUUGGGAGCACAUGCUUCCGGGGGAACCACCGGAGAUGCGAGUCUACAAAGUCGCCUCCGACGAGAACAUAACCGAAGAAGACCGGGACAUUGCCGAGGAGAAGCAUCUGGACUGCAUCGGCUCCUGGGUGGAACGCCUUCACAUCGGAUUGGCCGACUACGAGCAACGGUUCCCUAGCUCCGAGAAGAAGAUCCAGUACAAGGGGGCCAUCCACGAGAGAUUCUCUCCGUAUUCCCAGCGGGACGGCAAGGUGAUGCAACUGACCAUUUACAACAACGACGAGUGCACGGAUCCCAAAGUGCGGUAUGAGUAUUACGAGAAUCGAUCGGAUUUGAUGAGGCAUGUAAAGUAUACCUAUGCCACCGAUCAGUUUGAGGAAAUAUUCCUCAAGGGCCGUAAUGACAGUUUGAAAUCUAUGGAAUACUUCUCGGAUCCCAUGCAAACUCGACAUGUGUACUUCUAUUCUGGUUCCAGGAUCGACUCCCUGGACUUGAUGGUUGUCAACCCAGAGAGUUUGGUCCUCCAUUACAAGGGUCGUUGUGACAAAUGCUGGUACAAGGAAUUCGAGUUUACUUCGAAACACAUCCUCAAAAAAGUAACUGAGAAGUUCCACAAAGCCAGUGCCCAUGAUGUGGGAACCACUGAUAUUGCCACUCGAAUAUUUCUGUUUCAACAAAAUAAAAUUAUCUUAAAGUUUCAUUAUACUUUCGGAGCACUUACAGCCACCACUGUGGAGUUUACAAAGCCCCCUCGACCAGAUUACGGCAAGGAACUUGUUUACGAUGAGAAGCUAACGAAAAUAUACAAGGCAAAUCCUCUAGAUCCUACUCGCACUAAUCUGGAGCUGUACAGGUUGCUGCGCGAACAACUCGCCUACGAGGAUCACUUGAGGAAAAAUUUUGAAAAAAUCAACGAAGACAUCAACAAUAUCUUCGACUUGCGGAAGAAUGAAAAGUCCGAUCCAAAGCUCAAGUUCAGCAUAUUUGAUCCGCUGAGAAAUGGAGCAGCUAGAGCCAUUAGAAUGAAACAGUUUGAGGAGGAGGAGGAACUCAAGAGGGAAAUAGCCAGCAAGCCAGCUGAUUUCUUGGCUCCGUAUUUGGUGCCUUACAAGCACCAGGACGAACUAACCCCGGAACAGUCCUUACUGGUCUACAACUCCUGUCUCAAUGAUUUGAGGACCCGAUUCGUUAGCUUGCUGAAUAAUCUGCAGCGUCACUACGAAGAUCUAACCUCCGAGUCCAAGUCCCUUAAUCGGUUUCUCAACAAAUUCGAGAACCAAUUCGACAAUUACGAUUACAAGCGAUUGGUUCAGCAAUCCAAGAACCUGGAGCUCAAUAAGCGAAUGGUGCAACAGCGCUUGACCUUAACCCACGAGGAGUCCCAGAAGAAGUACGAAACGGUCAAGGCCUCGUUGCUCAAGGAUACGCGUCUGAAUCUCAAGAAGGAGGACUUGGUUAGAAGGAGCUCUUCAGCUUCCAAGUGAGAUGCUUUUUGCCGAAAAGGACCAUAAUAAACGUUACCUUACAGUAUUCA